UUUUUUUAAAAAAAAGAGAGAGAGAGAGAGAGAGAGAGGAGGAGGAGGAGGAGGAGGAGGAAGAGGAGGGUGUUAAAAGGCUUCUUGCAGGAGUGUUCUUGGGAGAGAGAGAGAGAGAUGAGUGUGACAACGCUAACUUUCUUCCCCAUCUCCAAACCCUUCUCCAUCUUCCAUAUUCACACCUCCAUUUCUCUCAGAAUCAACCCUUGGCCACCAAUACGACGUCGAAUGGUCUCCAAAGCAUCUCACAGUGCCCACCUUGGUUUAGCCGUUCAGGACGAUUUCCACGCUUUUUUGGAGAUUCUUCCUUGUGAUUUGCGUAACAAUCUUCUGAAUGAACCGAAAAGAGCUCAACUUCUAGAGGUCAUUUUGGAUCUGGGUCGGUUGCCAGAAGCUCGCUAUUUGGGUGACUGCGGUGGCAAGUAUUUGAGGGAUACUCAGGUAUCAAUGGAAGAAUUGGAGUAUGCUCAAAAUGCUGUCGGGGAAUUUGGAGGGGACAAUAGAGCUGGCAUUGAGGGUACCUUGCACAGGAUAUCUGCAAUCAGGAGUAGGAAUGGAGUGAUAGUUGGUUUGACUUGCCGAGUUGGUAGGGCUGUCAGUGGUCAUGUUGAUAUGAUCCGUGAUCUGCUUCCAUUUGGGGAGAGCAUCCUGUUUGUUGGGAGGCCUGGAGUUGGUAAGACCACUGUUAUGAGAGAGAUUGCACGGGUCUUGUCCGAUGAGCUUAACAGAAGAGUGGUGAUUGUUGAUACUAGCAAUGAAAUAGGAGGGGAUGGGGAUAUUCCACAUGCUGCAAUAGGAGGCGCAAGAAGAAUGCAGGUUCCUGAACCCUCCAUGCAACACAGGAUCAUGAUUGAAGCUGUAGAGAAUCACAUGCCUGAGGUGAUCAUUGUUGAUGAGAUAGGCACAGAAGCCGAAGCUCUUGCUUGUCGUUCUAUUGCUGAGAGAGGCAUCAUGCUUAUUGGUACUGCUCAUGGAGAGCGGCUUGAGAACAUAAUAAAGAAUCCCACUCUUUCUGAUCUGGUUGGGGGAAUAGAAACUGUUACUUUAGGAGAUGCUGAAGCUCGUGCUAGAAGAUGUCAGAAAAGCAUUCUUGAACGGAAAGCUCUUCCAACAUUUCCUUUCUUGAUUGAGAUGAGAGAAAGACACUAUUGGGUUACGCAUUGGACACAAAGGAGUGUGGAUAUGUUGCUUCAUGGAAAAAGGCCACUGGUUGAGGUCAGGAGGAGGAAUGAUCAGUUCGAGGUUGUAAUUGAGAGAGGUACAUAUGAUGGAUCUGAGAUUUAGUUUCCAUUUUCAUCAAGUUGUAUCAUUCUCCACUAGGUGGCUGCUAGUCAUUGUUACAGACUCCCUUGUGUGGAGUCGCUCGAAAAUUUGUUUAGUUUGCUACAAAAGAUGUUAAAAUUUGUACUAUUUUUUUCUUUAAUGAUUUAUAUUUUGAAUAA
This is a messenger RNA of Vitis vinifera (wine grape), 1442 nucleotides long. RefSeq lists its product as hypothetical. The transcript is spliced from 9 exons. Bases 118 to 1284 code for a protein of 388 amino acids. The record is from RefSeq and is a predicted model, not a curated record. Lineage: Eukaryota; Viridiplantae; Streptophyta; Magnoliopsida; Vitales; Vitaceae. Gene Ontology annotation, molecular function: ATP hydrolysis activity.